Molecule: messenger RNA, 420 nt
Organism: Adineta ricciae
Lineage: Eukaryota; Metazoa; Rotifera; Eurotatoria; Adinetida; Adinetidae
Source: the annotation of a GenBank genome assembly
AUGUUGGUUGAAGGAAAUGCUGUAGCAGGUGAUAUCAAAUCUAUGGACGAAUCGUUCAAAAACGCUUUUCAUAAGCACAGUAAACAAAUCCAACGAGUUCCUUGUGCUCCGAUUGGAACUUAUUUAUCUGCUAUGGGAAUCACACAUAUCGAUUUCUUUAGUCUGGAUGUUGAAGGUGCAGAAUUAUCGGUUUUGCUUACAAUGGAUUGGAAUAUUCAUGUACAUUAUCUUCUGAUAGAAAAUAGUUCGAAAAUACCGAAUAUAACGGAUCUUUUACAAAAUCGUGGAUUUCGAGUCCAAGAAUUUCGACAUUGUACUCCGGGACCUGGAUGUACGAGUAAUACUUUAUUCGUUAACGAUAAAUAUGAAAAACCGGAUUUUUCAUCGAUUCGUUUAGCAAAUAUUUCUUGCGAUAGAUAA